This is a messenger RNA of Lutzomyia longipalpis, 1643 nucleotides long. Its product is annotated as antigen 5 like allergen Cul n 1-like. The transcript has a single exon. Bases 49 to 822 code for a protein of 257 amino acids. Lineage: Eukaryota; Metazoa; Arthropoda; Insecta; Diptera; Psychodidae. The record is from RefSeq and is a predicted model, not a curated record.
ACAUUUUGCAAUGCAUUUUAGUGCAUUUUGUGAAUCUAGUUCAGGAAGAUGGUGAAUAUUGUUUGGAGGAUCAUUGCUGUUGUCCAGCUAAUUGCACUAGUUGGGGUUUUGUGUGAAAAAUCCGGUGAUUGGUGUGAGAUUGAGGAGGAAUUUUGCAAUGGGAAGAGUCACAUUGCCUGCCAGAAGAAUAAAUUUCCACGUGGAGAGUGCUUUGAUGUGCAAAUUGUGAAGAUGGAUGAGCUUUUAGUGCAGGCAAUCCUAGAUAGGCACAACUACUACAGGAAUGAAAUUGCCUGCGGACGCAUUGGGGGCUAUCCGACAGCUUCGAAGAUGCCGGUGAUGGAGUGGGAUGAGGAAUUGGAAUUCCUUGCAACGCAACAUGUGCAGCAUUGCAAUUUUCAGCAUGAUGGCUGCCGCGCGUCCUACCAAUACCCGCAUGCUGGUCAAAAUCUUGGCUUUCACGCCACAACAGGACAUCUGGAGAAUUUGGCCAAUGUGACGCAAUUCAUGAUUGAUGAAUGGUUCCAGGAAUACACCCUCGUUGACCCGAGUGUUGUGGGGAAAUUCGAAAAGAGUGACCUCAAAGCUGGUCACUUCACCGUGGUCGUCAAUGAGGCGAAUAAACGCGUGGGCUGUGGCAUGAUCACGUAUACGUACAAAGAGGAUAACCGUGUGUGGAAUGCAGUCAUGUUCACGUGCGAUUAUGCUAAAACAAACAUCCUCAAUUGGCCAAUUUACACCGUGGGAGCCCCAACAACAGCCUGCAAGGAAAUCGAGAUGGUGCCCAACAAGCACUACGCGGGUCUCUGUUGUGCACCAUAAGACAACAUUGUGCGCAUCGGCCAUAAACACAAAUCUUCUAAUUGUUAUACUAAAUGAUGGGGCGAGGAGGGAAAUAAAAUGCAUUUGCAUGUAAAAAGUGCACGCUCAUGCCGCGCACGUCUGCUUUGUCCAUCAACGCGGGUACACAGAGGGCUGACAAUUUGUGUUGUAAUAUGUUUCAAUGUUUUAGUUAGCUCAUUCCUUAAAGUUUUCUUUGGUUUUUAUUAAAAAUUCUGUAGAGAAUUCAGGAAGAAUUUUGAAUCUUUUUUUGUAAGAAAAUCGUAAAGUUUCAAGAAAUUAAUAAAACGGAUUUGAAUAAAUAUUCAAUUUCUUAAUUUUCUAUGAAUUUUCAACAUAACUCUUACGUAUUUUCUUCAGAAGUUUAACAGUUUUUUUUUGUACGGAAAAUCGCUCAUUAAUUGCCUUUUCAAGUCUUGUAUAAAAUUAAUAAAAAUGAUAAAUCAAGAAAAGUGAUAAAAAAUGUGCACAAAAAUGGAGAUAAUGACGUGAUCAUUGUAAUUGUAAUUGUUGUAAUUUUUACUUUGCUUAAAUUCACAAAAAAAUAAAAUUACUUUUUUUUAAAAAAACAAAUUAAUAGCGUGAAUGUUUUACAUUAAAACUAAACAGAAAACAAAAAUUGUGACGUCAUUGUUUAGAUUUUUAAAUGAAUAUUCCCAAAUAUUCGAUUUUCUUUGAAAAUUUGGUGUAACUUGGAAAAUAUUCGUAUGGAAAUCCAGCGAAUACUUAUGUCCAGGAAUAUUCGCAAUAUAUUGUCAAAGAAAUAAAUCAAUAGAGAAACAAAUAAAAGAGAGACACUGAAA